Trichosporon asahii var. asahii CBS 2479 is the source of this 2295-nucleotide messenger RNA. RefSeq lists its product as uncharacterized. Gene Ontology annotation, molecular function: dipeptide transmembrane transporter activity. NCBI's taxonomy places the organism in Eukaryota, Fungi, Basidiomycota, Tremellomycetes, Trichosporonales, Trichosporonaceae. Bases 1 to 2295 code for a protein of 764 amino acids. The transcript is spliced from 4 exons. Gene Ontology annotation, cellular component: membrane. The record is from RefSeq and is a predicted model, not a curated record. Gene Ontology annotation, biological process: transmembrane transport.
AUGGCCAGAAGGACCACAGGAGGGCUAAGGACGCGGGAGGGCCGUCCGGCGACCCAAAAGUCUCGACGAGUGGGUGGACAUUCAGGGUCCGGGGGUGGUUCUAUUGCCGUCCUCUGGGCGUGCUCGGCUCUCAGCCCGGCCGGUGGAGGCAUCCUGGGCGAUCCCGCCCUUAACACACUCAGGCACCAUCUAGUGCACCAUGUGGAGCCAACUGUAAACCCUGCGUCCGUUAUCCGGACAUCGAAGCGAUACCUCGCCUUUGCUCCUUCUGCCGCUCCUGCCUCUUCCGCUCGUAUCUGGCCAAACCAAGCCCGUUGGCCCGUCGCGCUGCUGGCUAGUCGCGAGAUCGAGGACCCACCCGUUUUUUCAACCCCUCAAACAGACAUCAUGCCCGCCGUCCAGGAGGAGCUGAAGCACCACGACGUGGUCACGGACGUCCACGCCGUCAACGACGAGAAGAAGGAGUACGACGAUGAGGCCGACGUUCGCCAAAUCAUCGGUCACCCCGACCAGGACCCCGACACGAUUCCCACCGCCGAGGAGCUUCGCACCCUUCGCAAGGUGCCCGCCGCCAUGCCCCUCGUCGGUCUCGCGAUGUGUCUGAUCGAGUUCUCUGAGCGUGCCUCGUACUACGGCUCGCAGGGACCCUUCAACAACUUCCUGCUCCUUGAGCACGCCGCUGACAUUCAGGCUCACCCCCUUCCUCCUGGAGGCAACGGCGCCGGUGCCGUCGCCAAGGGCCCCAUGGGCGAGCAGCAGAGCGCCGGUGCUCUUAACCAGGGCUCCGUCACGACCUCUGCUGUCACGAAGAUGUUCACUUUCCUUGCCUACCUCACCCCUAUCUACGGUGGUAUCGUUGCCGACAACAAGCUCGGUCGUUUCAAGACGAUCUGCAUUGGAACCUUUGUUGGUGCCAUUGCUCACGUCAUCCUCAUUUUCCCCGCCCUCCCCUCGGUUAUUCAGAAGGACCCCAAGGGUUCGCUCGCUGGUUUCAUCAUCUCUAUCAUCGUCCUCGCCUUCGCUGCCGGUUUUAUUAAGCCCUCGCUUGGUCCCCUGCUGUGUGACCAGUCGCCCGUGAAGGCCCCGACGAUCAAGACGACCAAGAAGGGCGAGCGUGUCGUCAUCGACCCUCAGUUCACCGUUUCGAGCUACCUCAACACGUUCUACCUGUGUAUCAACAUCGGUGCCCUCUUCCAGCUUGCUACCCAGUACGCCGCCCACGACAUUGGCUUCUGGCUCGCCUUCCUUCUCCCCGGUAUCCUCUACAUGCUUAUGCCCAUCGUCCUUGUUUGGGCUAACAAGCGCCUCGUCAAGCUCCCUCCUUCCGGUUCGGUCAUCCCCGACACUUUCCGUGUCAUCGGCAUGUGCAUCAAGAAGGGCGGCGCCUUCGGCUGGCUCAAGGGCGGUGACAAGUUCUGGGCCAGCGCUCGCCCCUCGCACCUCCGCGAGACCGAGGGCUACGUUGACGAGUCGAAGGUUCACUGGGAUGACCGCUUCGUUGAGGAGGUCCGUCAGACCAUCUCGGCCUGUGGUGUUUUCAUGCUCAUUCCCAUCUUCGUCAUCUCCGACGCGGGCUCUGGAGGUCUCGGUAACAUGUUCAACGACAUGUCCGUCGGUAUGACCAAGAACGGAGUUCCCAACGAUCUCCUUACCAACUUUAACUCCAUCGCCAUCAUCGUCGCCUCGCCCAUCAUCAACUAUUUCAUCUAUCCUUUCUUCGUCAAGAUCGGCUACCCCAUCAAACCCAUGAUGCGCAUGGCCAUCGGCUUCGUGCUCGGCGCCGUUGGAUGCGCUGUCGGGGCUUAUGACAAGAUUUACAAGACUUCGCCAUGUGGCAAGUACGCCUCCACCUGUAUGGUUGACGGCAACGCCGGCGUUUCUCCCGUCUCUCUCUGGCUCCAGAUCCCUGUCGUGGCCCUCCCUGCUAUCGGCGAGAUCUUUGUGAACGUCACCUCGUACGAGCUGGCUUACACUCGUGCUCCUCCGUCGAUGCGUGGACUGGUCUACUCGCUCGCCCUGUUCAACUCAUGUGUGGCGGCUGCGAUUUCCAUGGCUGUUUCAUCUGCCCUGACCGACCCUAACCUCGCCAUUGUCUGGAUGGUUAUCGCUGCGGUCACUUUUGCCUGCGCCUUCGUCUUCCCCACCUACUUCCGCCACCUCGACGACUUCCAAUUCGAGUGGAAGGAGGACGAGCGUGCCCAGGUUGCGGACGUCAAGAAGCACGACCUGGAGGCUUCGCCACGCGCGUCCCUGUCCGCCCCUGCCGCGGCUCCUGCCGACCACGAGAAGUUCUAA